This is a messenger RNA of Saccharomyces kudriavzevii IFO 1802, 2325 nucleotides long. It is a transcript of the gene MCM5, whose product is annotated as MCM DNA helicase complex subunit MCM5. Gene Ontology annotation, molecular function: DNA replication origin binding; ATP binding; 3'-5' DNA helicase activity. The record is from RefSeq and is a predicted model, not a curated record. Gene Ontology annotation, biological process: DNA replication; double-strand break repair via break-induced replication; DNA replication initiation. NCBI's taxonomy places the organism in Eukaryota, Fungi, Ascomycota, Saccharomycetes, Saccharomycetales, Saccharomycetaceae. Bases 1 to 2325 code for a protein of 774 amino acids. The transcript has a single exon. Gene Ontology annotation, cellular component: nucleus; MCM complex.
AUGUCAUUCGAUAGACCAGAAAUAUAUAGUGCUCCUGUAUUACAGGGAGAAUCGCCAAACGACGAUGAUAACACAGAAAUUAUCAAAUCCUUCAAGAAUUUCAUUUUGGAGUUCAGAUUGGACUCACAGUUUAUUUACAGAGACCAAUUGAGGAAUAACAUCCUUGUCAAAAAUUAUUCCUUGGCGGUUAAUAUGGAACAUUUGAUUGGGUACAACGAGGACAUAUAUAAGAAACUGUCCGAUGAACCUUCAGAUAUCAUUCCAUUAUUUGAAACUGCAAUCACACAGGUGGCCAAAAGAAUUAGUAUUUUGAACAGAGCCCAAACCGGUAACAAUAAUCAAGAUGCAGAUGGAACUAAUAUAGAUGCAGAUUCUCUUUUAUUGAAUUCCUUACCGACAUUUCAAUUAAUUUUGAAUUCCAAUGCAAACCAAAUCCCUGUAAGAGGUUUAGAUUCCGAACACGUCUCUAAAAUUGUCCGUUUAUCAGGUAUAAUAAUAUCGACAUCGGUUUUAUCUUCCCGUGCCACCUACCUCUCCAUAAUGUGCAGAAAUUGUAGGCAUACAACAUCCAUAACGAUGAACAAUUUUAACUCUAUCACGGGAAAUACUGUCAGCUUACCACGUUCAUGUUUAUCCACCGCUGAGAGUGAAUCUUCCAUGGCCAACGAGUCAAAUAUUGGUGAUGAAUCGACCAAAAAAAACUGCGGUCCUGACCCAUAUAUUAUUAUUCAUGAAUCUUCAAAAUUUAUUGACCAACAAUUUUUGAAAUUACAGGAAAUUCCAGAACUGGUUCCAGUAGGCGAGAUGCCAAGGAACUUAACAAUGACUUGUGACCGCUACCUGACAAACAAAGUUAUUCCUGGUACAAGGGUUACUAUCGUCGGCAUAUACUCCAUCUAUGAUUCCAAGAAUGGUGCUGGAUCCGGGAGAAGCGGUGGAGGAAAUGGAGGAAGUGGUGUUGCUAUCAGGACACCCUAUAUCAAAAUAUUAGGUAUUCAAUCUGAUGUGGAAACUUCCUCUAUUUGGAAUUCGAUAACCAUGUUUACCGAAGAAGAAGAGGAAGAAUUUUUGCAAUUAAGUAGAAACCCGAAGCUCUAUGAAAUUUUGACGAACUCUAUAGCGCCCUCUAUUUUUGGUAAUGAAGACAUAAAGAAAGCCAUUGUUUGUUUACUGAUGGGAGGCUCCAAGAAAAUCUUACCCGAUGGGAUGAGGUUAAGAGGUGAUAUUAACGUUCUAUUAUUAGGUGAUCCAGGUACCGCAAAGUCUCAAUUAUUGAAAUUCGUGGAAAAAGUGUCCCCCAUUGCGGUCUAUACAUCCGGUAAGGGUUCUUCCGCGGCAGGUUUGACUGCCAGUGUACAAAGAGAUCCAAUGACGAGAGAAUUUUAUCUGGAAGGCGGUGCCAUGGUUUUAGCAGAUGGUGGUGUUGUCUGCAUUGACGAAUUUGAUAAGAUGAGAGACGAAGAUAGAGUGGCUAUUCAUGAAGCUAUGGAACAACAAACCAUCUCCAUUGCCAAGGCGGGGAUUACUACGGUGUUAAAUUCUAGAACUAGUGUUUUGGCAGCAGCAAAUCCUAUCUAUGGUCGCUAUGAUGAUCUGAAGUCCCCUGGUGACAACAUUGAUUUUCAAACCACUAUCUUAUCCCGUUUCGAUAUGAUUUUUAUCGUUAAAGAUGUCCAUAAUGAAGAACGUGAUAUUUCUAUUGCCAAUCAUGUUAUAAAUAUUCAUACAGGAAACGCAAACGCUAUUCAAAACCAGCAAGAGGAAAAUGGUUCGGAAAUAAGCGUCGAAAAAAUGAAGCGUUAUAUAACGUAUUGCAGAUUGAAAUGUGCACCAAGACUUUCACCGCAGGCCGCUGAAAAACUAUCUUCAAAUUUCGUCACCAUUAGAAAGCAACUAUUGAUUAAUGAAUUGGAGUCAACCGAAAGAUCUUCCAUUCCAAUUACUAUUCGUCAAUUGGAAGCUAUCAUAAGGAUAACGGAAUCGUUAGCUAAGCUAGAAUUGAGUCCUAUUGCACAGGAAAGACAUGUUGACGAAUCUAUUAGAUUAUUUCAGGCAUCCACAAUGGACGCUGCUUCCCAGGACCCAAUUGGUGGCUUGAAUCAAACAAGCGGAACAUCACUAUCAGAAAUUCGUCGUUUUGAACAAGAGUUGAAAAGAAGAUUACCUAUUGGUUGGUCUACUUCUUAUCAAACUUUAAGAAGAGAAUUUGUGGAUACACAUAGAUUUUCUCAGUUAGCCUUGGAUAAGGCCCUGUAUGCGUUAGAAAAGCAUGAAACAAUUCAAUUAAGGCACCAGGGUCAGAACAUUUACAGAAGUGGAGUAUGA